GAGGAUAUAGGGUGAAAUGGGUCAUCACGUUCAAGCGAGGGGGGCUUAAAUGUUAAGCAAGACAAAGUGGCGGGUUGGUCGGGUGGGUGCACGACAACUAAUGAGUCCAAUGUAAACUAGGGUUUCCUCUUCACCUCGUCGUCCGUCCUCCAGUUUACUAAUCCCACAAAAGGAAACCCUAUAUUCCCCAUCCUCUACGUCUCCACUUUCCUCUUCCAACCAUGUUCUGAUAAAGCCAUCUCUUCCAUAAGAGAAGAGAAAGGGCAGCCCAAAACCUAAACCCACCCUUCUCCUUGAUCGCUCAGUCUCCCUCCUCCUUUUAACUACCCGCUUCCGAGGAAGCGCUCGUCGAGUUGCUGUUUGGUCGUUGGCCAUUAUUGUCGUGGUUGUGUUUGAUGGCGAACGCGUGCGAGGACGGAGCGCUUUGGCCGCCUUCGGAGUUCCUCCGCGGCGACUGCGUCCUCCAGGGAGGAGCCAACGCGGGCUUCGCAGGGUCUCGCUUUCCCUGUGAGUCCCGCCUAGGUUGCGAUCCCGUUACAGAGAGCGACUACAUGGCCAGGCUCUCCCAACAGAUGGCUCGCUGCUUUCUCCAGCACGACGAUGAGUCCGCGCUCUGCCUGCGGUCCGCGUCGACCAAGAGGAGCCCCGAUAGCCCCUCGCUGGUCUCGUCGUCUCCGCUGGAGCAGCGGCACAAGGACGAGCCCUGCGACCUGCUCCGCGAUCUCGGUCGCUGCCAGAGCCUUUACGACCACGGGAUGCUUGGCCAGCCGAAGAGCACCACCGGAGGAUACUACGCCUCAGGCCCGGUUCUCACCCGUCAUCGACUACAAGCAGCUUAUUUCUAUCACCUGAAGCGGCAGCAAAUGAUGAAACAGCAGCUCUGCGCGGCCUGGGAAAGGCAGAGCAAACCCGGACGGCCACUGGACCUAUCUUCCUCCGCGUGGCCGCCUCCGCUGCCGGCCUCUGGGAUGCAUGCCGUCUUCCUCAACAACUCCAGGGCCCGGAAGGAGUCCGCCGGUACCGGCGUCUUCCUGCCCCGGACUGCCGACAACAAGCUCGAGCGAAGGAAAAGGGCCGGCUGUUCGACCGUUCUGGUUCCUGAUCGAGUGGUGCAAGCAUUGAACCUGAGGCUGGAUGAGUUCGCAGCGCUGCAACGCUUCUCCGGUGGGUUCGUUCUGAGUCGUGAGGCUCUCAUCGGUCGAAGUGGGGCGGUGCAGGCACAGUCACAUCAGAGAAAGAAACAUCACCUCACCGCCCAGCGGACUCCCACAGCAAGAGCACAUGAGAUGGGGCUCCCCCAGCAGUGGACAUACUGACAUCACCUUCCUCGUAUGUCGAUGAUGUGAAGGAGCUGUUGGAAAAUACUUGUCUUAAUGUAAUCAGCAUUAACUCCCUCGUUCUCUUUAGCGUGUCGUUUGUAGCCCAUCACGCGAGAGGGCACGUCGCGAUGUGAGCUUUGCCUCAGCGCUGCUGAUGCUGGGCGUGUGAUGGGUUGCCAUGAAUGCGCUGUGUACGCACGGAGGAGGCGGGCGCAUCGCACGGCAUUGGUUCGGUGCGUGCCAGCGCAAAUGUCGAGGCUAUAAUGGCCUCUGCCCACCCAUGUUGUCCGAGCCACUCGGUGCGGGAGUGUUGGACCAACAGCCACGGUCUUUUAGCAUUACGAUCGUGAUUAUGAUAUCACGUCGACUCCAUCGCUGCCUUCACAAGUGUAUUCGGACUGCAAUGCUUUGUUGAUCGUAUAAGUAGAUACUUAUUGGGUCAGAUUGUAUACGGAUGAACUCAUCAAAAAAAUUAAAAUAACAUUCUGAAG
Musa acuminata subsp. malaccensis (wild Malaysian banana) is the source of this 1810-nucleotide messenger RNA. The record is from RefSeq and is a predicted model, not a curated record. NCBI's taxonomy places the organism in Eukaryota, Viridiplantae, Streptophyta, Magnoliopsida, Zingiberales, Musaceae.